GACCAGGUAGCACAAUUUAGCUGCUUACAGAGAGCAUUUGGUUUGCGUCUCACUAGCUCUGGACUACCUGAUCAUGAAGUACCUGCUAGGUUUUUUUUGUUUAGUUUGUGCAAUUGCCACGGCAUUCGAUGUGUCUGAAGAUAGUAAUGACGAUAUCCAAAUUACAUGUGAAGAGCAUUCUGUUCAUGUUAAGUGGAAAGUGGACAAAACAAUGACUGGAAAUCCUACUCGGCUUUUCUUGGGUAGCUGCUUUCCUUCACAAUUCUCAAAUGCGUCAAAUGGAGCAGAAGCAGACUUUUACUAUCCACUUAGUGCUUGUGAUUUCAGACGAAUGGCAACAUGGAAAUACUUGGUGUAUGAGAACAAGCUAACCUACAGGCCGUUGCCAAAGCCCUCCCCUCCUUCUUUCAGCUAUCCAGUUAGAUGUGUGUAUGACAGGCCGAAGGGUUGGACUCCUACCUUCCAGAGCUCUUCUACUGGUGUUAUCCAAGGUCAUGGAGAACUGGCCUUUCACAUGGCAAUUCUCAAUUAUGAUUUCAGUGGCCCUGCAGAAUCCAAUGUCUUUCCAAUGGGAUCUUUUGUUCCUAUCUGGGCUGGUGUUAACCAGCAAGCCCAUCAGCCUCUGCUGCUGCUUCUGGAGGAAUGUGUAGCCUCCACAACACUCGAAAUGUACCCAGAUACUCUUACAUACCCACUUAUUACCAAUAAAGGGUGCCUUGUGGAUGGUAAGAAAAGCUUCUCUAAGUUUUUACCAAGGUAUCACUCCUCCUCGAUCCUCUGCCAUAAACGACACAAAUGA
Messenger RNA from Sinocyclocheilus grahami, 799 nucleotides. RefSeq names its product zona pellucida sperm-binding protein 3-like. Gene Ontology annotation, molecular function: acrosin binding. Gene Ontology annotation, biological process: binding of sperm to zona pellucida; egg coat formation; positive regulation of acrosome reaction. The record is from RefSeq and is a predicted model, not a curated record. The coding region runs from base 74 to 799 and encodes 241 amino acids. Lineage: Eukaryota; Metazoa; Chordata; Actinopteri; Cypriniformes; Cyprinidae. The transcript is spliced from 6 exons. Gene Ontology annotation, cellular component: extracellular matrix.